AUGGAGGUAAAGGUGGUCUUGGCGGUAUUGAUCCUGAAGCUGAGAGAUACGCUGAAUGAAGAAGGGAUAGCCAACAACAAAAUAAUGACAUGUCAACUGAAGCAGGUCCAGAAGUCUCUCGAAAACCUGCAAACCUUGUCAGACGACUUCGACAAGUCCCAGAUGUCAAGGGACUAUCUUCGUGUCCUGUAUGAAGUUGAGGAUAAAAUAGAGAAAUUCAGCUUCCGAGUUGCACGGCAAAGGAAACGGUUUGGUUUCUUAAUGAAUCAAACAUUCUUGUUCAAUAACCUCAACUCUUGCCGCAUGCUAAUACGAAAAUUAAACAACCUCAUGACCAAGAUUUAUUGUGUUCUGGAAAAUCAGCAUGCUGCAACCGACAUUAGCAGCAGCAUCACUUCAUCUUCAGCUAUUUGGCCAAUUCCAUCCACCCCGAGUCCCAAACGUGGGCCUUUGACUCGCACAUUCAGCACAAUCUCCAAUCUUGCUCCACAAAAGAAGAAACUAACAGUCAGCCUUUCUUACAACAACAAUAAUGUGUUGCCAAAUGUUCAUGACCAUCAAUGUUCUAAUGAAGUUGUUGCUAAACGUUAUGAUGACCUACGCAUCGACUUAAAACCUUGUUUGUUAUACUUGGCUCUUUUUCCAAAAUAUUAUAACGUUCCAGUACGGAGGUUGCUCAGGCUAUGGCUAGCUGAGGGGUUUGUUGAAAGAAACCCGUCUCCUGAGGAUGUUGUACAAAAACAUUUUGAAGAUUUGGUGGAUCAGGGUAUGAUUCAGAUAACCAAAUUCAGAUCUGACAACAGCCCUAAACAAUGUCGUCUAGUUCCUGUUUUUCAUGACUACCUGUUGCCAAAAGCCCAGGAUAUUGGCCUGCUUUACAUCCACCAUAAUUGGAAAAAUCUUGAGGAUGUUACGGGUCCCUUUGGCGUACGAAGGAUGAUUCCGCAAAUGGGACCCACAACAGGGGCUCUUACCAACAGCAACAGCGUUUGGGCAAAUAAAUUCAAUCCCUCUCUUUUGAGGUCUUAUGUGUCCUUUAACCGCCCACAUAAGGACAUGCCAGCAACAGAAGUAGGCCUGCUUUUGGGUAGAAUCGUUAACAGUGACUUUAGAUUACUAAAGGUGCUUGAUCUAGAGGGCGUUAACAAACCUACUCUACCCAAUAAGCUUGACCACUUAUAUCUUCUCAAGUACCUGGGACUAAGACGAACAUACUUGGAUCAUCUCCCUGAAUCAGUGGGCAAACUGUAUCAUCUAGAAACCCUAGACUUGAAGCACACCAAUAUAAACAGUCUACCAAACUCCAUUUGGAAGCUCAAACACCUUCGUUAUCUCAAUCUGAACAACGUUCGUCUCAGCAUGCCACCUAGCAUUUCCUCAACUCUUGUAACCCUCUGGGGAUUGGUUCUAGAUGACAAGAUAUCAGCAAAUGAACUUGAGGGUUUGCUAAUGUUGCUUCAUCUUAGAGAAUUAGGUAUUAAGUUCCAAUUAACCACAAGAAGCCAAGGUGUCUUGCUUAACUGGAUCCAGAAGCUAGUCGAUCUGCAGUCUUUGAGGUUGCUUUCUGUAAAUGGAUCAGGCCAAGCUUCAAAGCUAGUUUUGAAAACACUAGCGACCUUAAAUAAACUUUCUCAUCUUAACCUGUAUGGUAAUCUAGAAAGGUUACCAACUGCGAAUGAAUUCCCGCCAACAGUUAAGGUUCUCACAUUGUCAAUCUCUCAGCUAAACAAAGAUCCAAUGGAGACGUUAGGACAACUACCAUGUUUGAUUGUGUUGAGGCUUUUGGGUGACUCGUUCAUGGGAAAAAGAAUGGUCUGUCUUCGAGGAGGGUUUAAGCAACUCGAGGUGUUAAAGAUGUGGAAGCUGGAGGGGUUGGAGGAAUGGGAUGUAGAGGAAGAAGCAAUGGAGAGCCUCAAAGAAUUAGAUAUCAGAUGUUGCCAUAAGCUAAAGAACAUCCCAUGUAGACUACUCAUCAAACCAAAGCGCCUGGAGAUAUUAAAACUGACAGACAUGCCCGAUGACUUUGUGGACCGGAUCAAAAGAAGAAUAUCCACAGAUACUACUCUCACAGCCAAUUGACCAUGAGGAAGUAGUUCCCUUGAUCGCCAUGGAAGUGAACUCUAGUCACUAGUGUUUUUCAACAAGCUCCAAACUGCAGUCAGUCGCUAGUUCGUCAAGUGUUUUCUUGUGCAAUCUUUUAUUCAUACCAUU
Helianthus annuus (common sunflower) is the source of this 2211-nucleotide messenger RNA. Its product is annotated as disease resistance protein RPM1. Lineage: Eukaryota; Viridiplantae; Streptophyta; Magnoliopsida; Asterales; Asteraceae. Gene Ontology annotation, molecular function: protein binding. The record is from RefSeq and is a predicted model, not a curated record. Bases 1 to 2079 code for a protein of 692 amino acids. The transcript has 2 exons. Gene Ontology annotation, biological process: defense response to other organism.